UCCAAGCAAUAACUAAUAAGAGACAUCACGAUUUUAAAUCCGGGUUAAGUUGUGUCGUGGUUGACGGUACGUCGCUCACGUAUACCAUCGGCAAUUUUGCAAUUGAAAGCGAGCUUUCUUUCGCUCUGAGAACUCGGAGUCUGAGACUGGAGAUAAGACUACGUACUACGUUGUUUUCUCCAUGCACACUUUACCAUUUGGUUGCAAGACCGUGUUACAAAACAUCAAGUGAACCUUUUUCCUCUUAUCUUUUGGAAGUUUACGUGACGUGACGUACCUAUCUAGUCCAGGGUGCCGGUCCUGAGGUAACCAAGAACAUAUUUGAGCCACAUGUGUUUUUAGUCUUUGAAUAUCAAAAUUUACCAAGCACUUCCUUCGACAAUGCGAGGAGUAGGAAGCAAAGCUCUAAGAAUUGCUUUUCGAACAUUUACAUCAGUAAGUGCUCUUGAAGCACCCAGAGUGUCAAGAUCUCAUAGAUUUCUAGGAGCAACUCUGAUAGCUUCUGGAGGAGUUUUGCUGUACACCUCAUACUCAGCAUGUGUUUCAGCAGCACAGAAAGCUGGAAACAUAGAUGUCACAAAAUUUAUGGCUCAGCCCAUUACAAAUUUGGAGACUCUAGAGGCUAACCCUGAUGAUAUGAAAACAAAAAUGGAAUUGCUCAUCAUGAGGAUACAGAAAGAGUUCUGCCAAGCUCUAGAAAAUGAAGAAGACGAUAAUUCCAAAUUUGUUGUUGAUCGUUGGAGUCGGCAUGAUCCUAAAGAGGGUGGAGGGAUCACAUGUGUUCUUCAAGAUUCCAAGACUUUUGAAAAAGCUGGGGUCAAUAUCACAGUCAUGACAGCACCUCUUUCCAAACAGCUGCAGGCCAGCAUGAGAGCCAGAGGUAAAGAGUUACCAGAGGAUAAAGAGUUUAAGUUCUUUGCUGCCGGUAUUAGUUCAGUUAUUCAUCCUCGUAAUCCUCAUGUUCCAACCAUCCAUUUCAACUAUAGAUAUUUUGAGAUGCAAGAUGAAGAUGGCAACAACAAGCACUGGUGGUUUGGUGGAGGUACAGAUCUCACACCAUAUUACUUGGUUGAAGAUGAUGUAAAACACUUUCAUUCAGUGUUGAAAGCUGCUUGUGAUACUCAUGAUCGUCAUUAUUAUCCAAAGUACAAGAAGUGGUGUGAUGACUACUUUUUUGUCACAUUUCGAGGGGAGAGGCGUGGAGUUGGAGGCAUAUUCUUUGAUGAUUUAGAAGGUGACAAUGCAAGCGAUGUGUUUUCCUUUGUGAGGGAUUGUGCAGAUUCAGUUAUACCAUCUUACAUUCCCAUUGUUAAAAAGCAUAAGAAUGAUGCUGUGACCGAGGCAGAAAGACGUUGGCAGCUCUUAAGACGUGGUCGUUAUGUAGAAUUUAAUUUGGUGUAUGAUCGAGGGACCAAGUUUGGUUUUGCAACACCUAAUGCUCGUAUAGAGAGCAUACUCAUGUCUCUUCCUCUCCAUGCUAGGUGGGAGUACAUGCACAAACCAGAACCAGGCACUCCAGAAUACAAACUGACUGAGGUGUUAAAAAAUCCCAAAGACUGGCUUUGAGAAAAUGAAAAAAUGAGUGAUUUGUGCAAUGUAAGUGUAUAAGACAGAAAAAAAGACUGUAGGUAAGUAGUCAACAUUAUAUUGUGCAGUUUAUUUUUAUAGAGUUAUUUGUGUAUUUAAAGUGAUAUCCACCUGUAAUUUUAGAGGAAAUAUAGAUAUUUACUGUAUCUAUUUGGAUGGAUGUUAUAUUAAGUGUGAAGGAAACAAAAUUGUUCUGUAGGUAGAGUUAAGCAUUUGUUGUAUUUUUUGUAUUUUUGCAUGGUAUUUUGUUAUUCUUUUUAGUAAUGUACUUACACUGCUAUUCUUUAUGCAUAUCAAAGAACUGAUAUUAUGCCAUUGUAUUUUUGUUAACUCAUGGCAAUUUAUAAUUAGUUUAAAGAACACUAACAAUGAAAUGUGGGCAGGGAUAAAAGAAACUUUCUAUUUGUGAUAAUUGUUGAUGAUUUUCUAAGUUAAGUGUUAUUUAUUUAAUUUAUAGCACUGUUUUUUGUCAAGUGCACAUAACUUUAUAAAAACUUGGUAAAAAUGAAAUUGCAAGGAAGUAAAAUGCAUUAUUGUAAAGUUAAUUUCCUUUGCAUCUAAAGUACGAAACUUAUUACUUUAAUCACCAUGAGUACUUACUUGAAUGACCCUUACUUAUCAGAGUUGCUUUAUAGAAACAAAUUGUUUUAGGAGUGGUCUCAUAAGGAACUAGUAUCAUGUAAGUUUUCAUUUUGCUUAAAUAUCUACUUAAAGUAUGUUUCUGUUAGCGAACUCUAAAGAAUUAUAUUAAUUGCAGAGUAGUGGACAAUUAAGAUGAGUUGACAGUGGAACCUCGGUUUUCAUACAUAAUCUGCUUUGGAACCUCCCGUGAAGUCCGAAACAAUAAUUCCCAUAAGGAAUAAUGUAAAUACAAUUAAUGCAAUCCAGAUCCCCAAAAAUAUUAACAAAAAAUACAUUUUAUAGGGACUAAACACAAGUUUUACAUACAGAAAACAAUGAGAAAUAAAUAUAAAUGAAUAAUGAAACGAAUAAUGAACAUUUAACAUCACUCUUACCCUAUGGAAGACUUGCUAGCGUAUGGAAGAUGGAAAGAAGGGGGGAAGGAGGAGGAGAGGUUAUUGUUUGGAAGAGGAAUCCCCCUCCAGAAGGAUUCAGGUAUCAAGGACCUAUCUGGGGUUAAUACUUCUCUUGGUUUUUUACUGGUACUAUCUGGGGUUACUUUACCACUUCAGUUUUUACUGGCACUAGGACCAACUUAGGAGUGUUUCUGAGUGUAUGAAAUUCUAGGAAAUAUACAAAACCCAAGAUAAAAUUUUGUCGGAAAAAGUCUAUGAAAACCAGGGCAUAUGAAAUCUGAGGUUCCAUUGUAUUGUUGUGUGAAUUAUUGUAUAUUACAGUACCGCGAAAUGUGAACUUACAAAACUUAUAUGAAAAGGACCUUUAUAGUAGUAAUUCUAAUAGUAUAGGAAAGUGAAUAGGAAUAGAAGAAUUUUAAAGCAUUUUCCAUAUAUUGAUCAUUGAUUUCUAAUAGGUAAGUUUAUGAACAAACUGAAGCUCAUUGUGAUUACUUAGAAGAAUGUUAGUGAACUCAGCAGAAAAUUCCUUUCUUCAGACUUGAUUUUUGGUAACUAGCUAUAAAAAUGAGUUUAAAUAAAUUUUGAAUUAUAGAUAUGGUAUGAUUAGCUGUUUUGGGAUAAAAUGGUUAAAAUUUUUCAUGCCAUACAAAUUAAAAUCAAAAGAAAGAUGAUUUAGUAUGAGGGAUAUGGGUUUCACAGUAGAGCUAAGAUAUAUUUGUAAUAUUUUUAUGGCAGUUUCACAUAAUGAUGGACUACAUUUCAACCUUAAUUGAAAAUUUCAUGGUAGAACUACAUUUAAUUUUUAAGAAAUGUUAUAUUACAAUAUUAUUUUUAAUAUUUAGUGUAUAAUUCAUUGUAACCAAUAGGUUAUUCACAAAAUAUAAUUUAUGGAAUUGCUAUAGCUACUGUUUGCAGGUGUCCAAAACACAAAUGUUAUAUAGCCUUAUUUUCUGAUGGCUUCCUUUUAUUUAAAGAAAUAGAAAGCUGAUAAAGCCUGUCUUCAGAAUACUAAUAGGCUCUAAAUAUAAAAGCACUGCACUUAGGUACUGGUAACAACAAUAAUAAAGUUGCACCAUUAUUGAUAAAUGACUACUGUUCAUCUACAUAUGAUGAUCAUAACCAUGCUUUUAGUCCCGAAUAUUUUUUUACUUUUUCAUUUACUGCAAGUAAUUGAUAAGGUAGUGUCAAUCAUCUUAUGAAAUCUGUUGUAAAUAAAAUUAUAGUACUAUUACAUAAGUGAUUCUUGGAAAACCAAAUAAGGCUUACAUUAAGAAAAAAGUACUACAUAGUACAGUGCUGCACAAACAAGCUACCAUCUAUUAAUUGAUACUAGUGUUAAUGAAAUUUAGUGAUUACUCUUUUCCACGGAACAUAACAAAUUUAAUGGGAUGAUGCAUAAAAAACAUAGGCAUGAUUUUUAUUCCUGCAAGGCAUUGUCUUAUCGGACACCUUUAUACAACAAAGUUUUUAUCUAAACUUUAAAAACUGAAUAAAAGACAAUGCAUAUGCCAUCUAUUGUGAUACUUUAACAACAAAGUUUUUAUUUAAACUUUAAAAAGUUAAUAAAAGCCAAUAUGCCAUCUAUUGUGAUAUUUUUAACUGCUAUAUAUACUUGCCAUAACCCUUCAGCUCUCUGAGAAUAAUAUGGCAUUUUUUUUAAUUUGUAAGUAUGUAUAGGCACAUAGCUGUUAUCAUGUUAAAAUCAUAUUUUAUUAUAACAGUACUUAGCUCUAAGGUUUAAUAAAUUUCAAGUAGCACAAUCUUAGCAAAGAGAUUUCAUGUAGCUACAAUGAAAAUAAUCUAAAUAGGAGAGAUUUUAGGCGCACAUGCCAAGCACUGGGGCAACUAAGGCCAUUUAGCGCUGAAAUGGAAAUUUACAAUGAAAGAUAUUGGGAGGUCUAACAGGAGGAAAACCUCGCAGUUGCACUGUGGAACAAUUGUUAGAAUGUGGACAGUAAGACGGAAGUGAGAGAAUAUGAACGGAGGUACAGUAAAAGGAAUGAAAGCAGUCGCAGCUAGGGGCCAGAGGGAUGCUGUAAAGAACCUUAAAUAAUACCUACAUUGCACUGCAUGAUGUGCACUGUUGGCUAAAAUUUAGGAAAUUGAGUGCAUUCAUAUUUAGCACAAAUUGGAGUUGGGCAAAAUGCUAACCUAGUAAUUUUCAUGAGAUUAUUACAUUAACCCAGGUAGCUGUUUUUAGCCCUUGUCUAGGCUGUCUGAAGGCUUGGUAAAGCAAUGAAGUUUUCACAUUUUCUUGAUUGUACAGUAAUUAAUUUACAAAAUCCUAGAAUUUACAGAAGGAAAACAUGUCCAUAACAUUUUUUUUUUGUCAUGAAGCCUAGAAAAUUAAUUUUGUUGACUACUGAAACUUGGCCAAGGUAGUUUAGAAGUCUUUUCAGAAUUAACUGCAUCUUGGUUGCCUAGUUAGAUAGAAAAAAAGUAGUGGCACCAUAUGCUAGGGUAGUAGUGUUAUCAUAUUAGACUGUUGCACUAUACAUCACAUUAUUGAAAUCCUCAAUUAUUGUAAUAUAAUUUUCAGUAUAGUACUCUAGUUUUUGGAAAGUGGUGUGCACUUGUUUGUUUUCCAUGGUGCUAAAUAUUGAAAUUGUAAUUAAAAACGAAAAAUAUACUGUAGUAGUAAUUUUUAUAGUACUUAAUGUAGUAUUUGUAACAAGUGGCCAUGACAGGUUGCAAUAUACUUUAGUGGUUUGGUAAAACUGUAUUUAAAUUUAAAUAUUUGUAAUUUUAUAACAUAAAUUUUGUCAUUA
Messenger RNA from Macrobrachium nipponense, 5392 nucleotides. RefSeq names its product oxygen-dependent coproporphyrinogen-III oxidase-like (gene Coprox). Gene Ontology annotation, molecular function: coproporphyrinogen oxidase activity. Lineage: Eukaryota; Metazoa; Arthropoda; Malacostraca; Decapoda; Palaemonidae. The transcript has 9 exons. The record is from RefSeq and is a predicted model, not a curated record. The coding region runs from base 382 to 1566 and encodes 394 amino acids. Gene Ontology annotation, cellular component: cytoplasm.